Aegilops tauschii subsp. strangulata is the source of this 1306-nucleotide messenger RNA. RefSeq names its product protein BIG GRAIN 1. Gene Ontology annotation, biological process: auxin-activated signaling pathway. NCBI's taxonomy places the organism in Eukaryota, Viridiplantae, Streptophyta, Magnoliopsida, Poales, Poaceae. The record is from RefSeq and is a predicted model, not a curated record.
CCCUCACCCCCUCACCCUUCUUUCCUCCAACCUUUCUCCUCCUUUUCACCACCGCCACCCUUCGCCCCACGAGCUCAGUUUCGGAGAACCAUCUCACUGUACACGGAGUUCCUCUGCCUCGCGCCACUUUCCGCUGUAGAACAGAGCAUUGUCCGUGGAAUGGAGAGGCGCGGGGACAAGGGGAUGGCGGCGCGGGCGAGGCGCCACGCCGACCAGCCGUCCUUUUCGUCGUCGCUGCUCGACGCGAUAUACAGGUCCAUGGAGGACGAGCCGGGCCACGCCGCCGGGGACGCGGCGGCGACCAAGAAGAAGCAGCAGCAGCAGGAGGAGGCCCUGCACUACAGCUACUACUACAGGCCGUCGCUGGCCGGGAGCUACCGUGCGCGCGCGCCGGCCCCGGGGCCGCACGCCACCACGUCCAGCUCCUCCGAGUGCUCCAGCUACGGCGGCUUCUCCUCGUCGGAGGCCGAGUCGUCCAACCACCGCCGCCUGCGCCCCAUCCGCACCGCCGUGCCCGGCGAGCAGCCCGCGCCCGCGCCGGAGAAGAAGGCCAAGAAGCAGCCGGCGGGGGCCUCCAUCCGCGCCAAGCUCAGGGACCUCCGCAAGCCGGCCUCCCCCGGCGCGCGCCUCGCCGGCUUCCUCAACACCAUCUUCGCCGGCAAGCGCGCGCCGCAGACGCCGCCCUCGGCCCGCACGGCGGCGGAGUACGCGUGCUCGUCCGCGUCGUCCUACUCGCGGUCGUGCCUGAGCAAGACGCCGUCGACGCGCGGGCACGCCAACCGCACCGUGCGGUUCGUGGACAGCGACCGCGAGGCGCCGGCGACGGUGCCCGGGGCGGACCGGCGGAGGGUGCCGGUGGAGCAGAUGCUGCUCCGGCGCAUGGAGAUGGAGAGCGACGAGGAGGACGACGAGGACGAGAGCAGCGACGCCAGCUCCGACCUGUUCGAGCUCGAGAACUUCGCCGCCGCCGCCGUGCCGCCGGGCGCGGGGUACCGGGACGAGCUGCCGGUGUACGAGACGACGAGGGUGGUGCUGAACCGCGGCAUUGGGCACGCGCACGGGCACGGCCGGAGCGCCAGAGUUGUCUGACGUCGCUCGGACGAUCGGAUCGCGCGCGCGGUGACUGUAAAAUGCAAAUUAGUUAGCGAGAUGGGAGGUGGAGUAAGCGUUUUAUUACGUGCUCUCUCUUUUAACCGUUGGUGUUCUCUCUGAGAUUUUCUUUGUUUUUGGGGUGUGGAGUGUACUCAGAUCAGAUGUAAUUUCUAGCCGCAGGAGAUGAAUCAGUAAAAUGUUGUUCCUAGUGUCA